This is a messenger RNA of Mercurialis annua (annual mercury), 1076 nucleotides long. RefSeq lists its product as uncharacterized. The transcript has 4 exons. The coding region runs from base 88 to 876 and encodes 262 amino acids. NCBI's taxonomy places the organism in Eukaryota, Viridiplantae, Streptophyta, Magnoliopsida, Malpighiales, Euphorbiaceae. The record is from RefSeq and is a predicted model, not a curated record.
UUUGGCUUACUUUAAUGCAACUCAAAUUCAAUUAAGUUAACAACACAGAAAACAGUUCAACUGAGCUUUAAUUUACACUUAACAAAAAUGCCAGGACCAGGGCCUCACCUGAUGUACGCCAUGUCUUCAGGUGUAGCUUUAACCACCAUCACCAAUGGCCGGUUCACCCCUCACCACACUCUCAUCUACACCAUCAACGCAUUUUUCGGACCGGACAUUGGUUCAUUCUCCGAGUGGGCCGGCUCAAUCAUUGGUCCAUCAGCAGAGCAGCUAGGAUCUGCUAUAACUGACUAUAUCCAUCACCCUUUUUUCUAUAUCUUCAUUCUGGGGUUUCCUCUUUGUGUUUUUUAUUCUUGGGUUUCUAAAGUUUUGAUUCAAAGGAAGAUUCUUGAUUCUGUAUCUGGGAUUCCACUUUCAAGGAAGCAAUGCUUGUUGUUGGUGUCUGCUGGAUGUUUAUCACACUUUUUUCUAGAUCACUUGUUUGAGGAAAAUGGACAUUCAUCGGUGUAUACCUGGAUAUUAAGCACCGGUUGGUGGAAGAAUCGGGCGCCUGUAAAUCCAGAUGCUGUUAUAGUGGUUGGCAUCUUAUGCAAAUUGUUAAUUGGUGGCUUUAUUUACAUUAACAGAGUAAAACCUUUGAAGUUGAUUAGAAAACAAUCACACCAAUCAUUUAAACUUAUUCUCUUCACCGCAACCCUCUAUUGCUUGUGGUGUGCAAGCCAGAUAUACUUGGUAAAUCCCCGACGGCCAGCCGUUGGCGAAGAAGCUGAUCUCGGAGUGCUUGUGUUUUUAGCUAUUUACUUGUUUCUCCCUCACUCCUUCUGUGUCAUGUCGAUGAAUGCAAAAGAACACGACGCAGAGCAACUUCCGGUAUAAGGAAUCACAUUGAGAACAAGAAAGAAUUUUGUCCGGUUCCACGAUUCUUAUGUAAUUUCCACAAUCAUUUCUUUAUUCCACUUGUAUCACAUGCUAUAUUAUCUGUAUAUACCGAUAAAUUUAUGACUUCUGUGUAAGUCAAAUUUUGGUUGAGCAAAGUACCAGAAUUGCAGACUAGUUGAUCAAUUUUUUUUUCAGAA